Messenger RNA from Condylura cristata (star-nosed mole), 1893 nucleotides. It is a transcript of the gene MRAP2, whose product is annotated as melanocortin 2 receptor accessory protein 2. Gene Ontology annotation, cellular component: endoplasmic reticulum; plasma membrane. The transcript is spliced from 4 exons. The record is from RefSeq and is a predicted model, not a curated record. Gene Ontology annotation, biological process: protein localization to plasma membrane; regulation of adenylate cyclase-activating G protein-coupled receptor signaling pathway. NCBI's taxonomy places the organism in Eukaryota, Metazoa, Chordata, Mammalia, Eulipotyphla, Talpidae. Gene Ontology annotation, molecular function: type 3 melanocortin receptor binding; type 1 melanocortin receptor binding; type 4 melanocortin receptor binding. Bases 108 to 728 code for a protein of 206 amino acids.
UUUGAAAGCAAUGGAAGAUUGGGGAAAAUUGUUCGUGCUCUGCAAAGAGGAAAAGGGGACUCUCCCAUACAAAUUAAUUCUCAUGAGAAUCCCAAAGUUUGUGCAGGAUGGAGAUGUCUGCCCAGAGGCUACUUUCGAACAGAACAUCUCAGCAACCUGCACCUAAUUCUGAUUACACCUGGGAAUAUGAAUAUUAUGAGAUCGGACCAGUUUCCUUUGAAGGACUGAAAGCUCAUAAAUAUUCCAUUGUGAUUGGAUUUUGGGUUGGUCUCGCAGUCUUCGUGAUUUUCAUGUUUUUUGUGCUGACCUUGCUGACCAAGACAGGAGCCCCACACCAAGACAAUGCAGAAUCUUCAGAGAAGAGAUUCCGAAUGAACAGCUUUGUGUCAGACUUUGGAAGACCCCUGGACCCAGAUAAGGUGUUUUCUCGCCAGGAUAAUGAGGAGUCCCGGUCUCUCUUUCACUGCUACAUCACUGAAGUGGAACACAUGGACAGGGCCAAGGCUUGUCAUCAGACCACCGCCCUCAGCAGCCAUGUCCACCUCCAGGAAGCCAUCAGUGGGAGGCCAGAAGAGGAGCUGAACAGGCUCAUGAAGUUUGACAUCCCCAACUUUGUGAACACAGAUCAGAACUCCUCCUUUGGGGAAGAUGAUCUUCUGAUUUCUGAACCCCCUAUUAUUCUAGAAAAUAAGCCAGUUGCCCAGUCCUCACACAAAGACCUGGACUGAGAGACGAGUUUGUGAGAAACAUGAAAGUGUGGGUUUUGUCUUGAUAUAGCAAGACAUCUCCAUUCUCUACAAUUGUGUCUGAGUGGUUGUGAGAGACAGAAAGAAAGAGGGACAGGUAGACAAAAAGACAAAGAAGAUAGUCCCAGAGAAGACUGCUGAUGAAGCUGAGUUUUUAUGCCUUUAAACACAUUUGGGAUUCUUUUGGGGCUAAAAAAGUCUGUCUCCUCUUCCACAUGGGUGAGAGACUUAGCUGGGACUAGUGUCACUGUGCUUGAGCGGGUUGGUACAUACCUUCCAGUCUGACCCUGCCACUGCCAUGCUCUGCCUUUCCCAUCUGGCUUUACCUCUUUGGGCUGCUACAUCUUCAACUGCAGGGUGAGGAGUCUGGAUUAGAUUAUCCAUCCCAGUGCUAAUAUUUUGUGUGUAUGACUCAGUGUCCAAACAAGGCAGGGAUGUAAGUAAAACAGUGUAAACUGAGGCACUGUCUCUGUCUCUUUGUAGGAACCCCCUGACUGAAACUUCCACUCCCCCCUUAACUGAUUCCAACUUUUCUCAGGGCUUGGGUAUCUAUGGGAGUAUGAGAAGACUUGCCUCAGAGUCACUAUGGCCACAGUUCUGUUGGUUGUACUGAAAUAGCUCUUCUGAAGGCUUCCAGCCCCUCAACCCCUGCCCCAUGAAGGAAUGCUGCGCUGUGGGUGGUAUAAUCCCGAAACACCUCUUUUCCAGGCAUGGAGGGAAGGAUGUCAGCUGGGUGAGGGAGAUGCCCUCUGUGAGUCUCUGUCUGCAUAUCUGUGUCUGGUCACACAACUGUGCCAUAGGCACAGUUCAGUAGAAUGAGGAAAUAGCUGCUUCCACGCUGACUGCUUGACAGAGGGUAGAUGAAGGUCAUCUGGCUGGUGCGAGGCUUCAGGCUGAGGUGGUGAAUGGACAGUAAAUACCCCACCAAGGGAUCUUCUGGACGGGUGGGAGCAGCCCAGAGUUCCUUUCUGAGGGGGGGUCACACGCGCACACUGGUGUAGAAGCUCCUUGGUUUCAUCCAGUUGGUCGCAUGCCUGGCUAGCUGCCUGUCUCUAGGUGAAAAUCUCACAUGUUCAUUGUGAAUUUGUCCAUCACCUGUCUACCACCUGUCUCGCUUAUGCUAAAAAAAUAAACGCACUUGAUCGCA